Molecule: messenger RNA, 10919 nt
Organism: Coregonus sp. 'balchen'
Lineage: Eukaryota; Metazoa; Chordata; Actinopteri; Salmoniformes; Salmonidae
Source: the annotation of a GenBank genome assembly
AUGCGCAAAACUCUGGACCCAGAUCCAUCCGUAAGACGUCCAGGUAUGGGAGCUCAGUCAGAGUAGAAUGCUUGUUCAUUUAAAACACUCAUGCCCUGAUCAGUCAUAGAAGCUAUAAACAUAUACUAUGAUAUAUAUACUUGCGCAUUUAUGUAAAAUGUCCCAGUGCUUGACUGGAAUGUUCAUAUUUCCCUCUUCCAGCUGAAAAGUUUCUUGAGUCAGUUGAAGGGAACCAGAAUUACCCAAUAUUGCUGCUUACAUUGUUGGAGAAAUCCCAAGACAAUGUGAUCCGGGUGUGUGCAGCUGUCACCUUCAAAAAUUACAUCAAGAGGAACUGGCGCAUAGUAAGUUAGUGGUGAUGGCCUGAAUAUUGGAACAAAUGUUAUGGGUUGUGCAAGUAUUGUUGGCCCAAUGUUGGCAUGACAAGUGUUACUUUGUAUUGUUAUGUCUCUUUCAGAUUGAAGAUGAACCAAACAAAAUCUCGGAUCCGGACCGAACCACUAUCAAGGCCAACAUUGUAAAUUUGAUGCUGAGCAGCCCUGAACAGAUUCAGAAACAGGUAUGUCUUCACAAGAGUUGAGACCUGUUACCUGUUCAUCUACUCUACAUCAAAGUCAGUGGGCUGGUGCUUGUUUGAAAUACUUUCAUAGGAGGUUCUUGGAAUCCAUGAGUUCACAAUCCUUUAGGAUAAUCCAUGUAUACAAUCAAAAGGGAGAUUUGUAGAGAUGGUUCAGUUUUUCUGUAGUAUUUACUGUUCUUCUACAGUUGAGUGAUGCCAUCAGCAUCAUCGGCAGAGAGGACUUCCCUCUGAAGUGGCCAGACCUCCUGACAGAGAUGGUGACCCGCUUCCAGAGCGGAGACUUCCACAUAAUCAACGGAGUGCUCCGGACCGCACACUCACUUUUCAAGAGGUACACCACCAUGAGCAUGACACGGUGUCAUAGUAAAUCAUGUAUUUGUGGUUAGUUUUGAAAUAUGUUAACACUGAUCAUCUGUUUUCCCAGGUAUCGACAUGAGUUUAAGUCAAAUGAGCUGUGGCUGGAGAUUAAACUGGUGUUGGACACAUUUGCGAAUCCGCUGACUGAACUCUUCAAGGUUAGUGGUGGAUUGGUUUCAGAGUUAAUCAACUCUAACAAUUGAAAUGUAUUUCAAGUAAAAACAACAGGUCUGGAAGUUGGUGCUGCCCGUCCCUUGCUUUUACUUUUGUAGGACCUUAAUUAUUUAGACAUGGGAAGUCAUUGUCUGCUAUUCAUGUCUAUUGUUUCUUUCAGGCCACGAUUGAGCUGUGUCAGACCCAUGCGAAGGACAUCAACGCUUUGAAGAUCCUCUUCUCGUCCCUUACUCUGAUCUCAAAGCUUUUCUACAGUCUCAACUUCCAGGUGUGUGUCCCCUGCCUCUUACCUGCUUUAUGCCCACAAGGAUUUACUGCAUUUAAAUGUGCUGCUUUUUCACUGGAGUUAUCUCAUUCUUCCAUCUUUGUCUCUGCCUUCACAGGACCUUCCAGAGUUCUUUGAGGACAACAUGGAGACCUGGAUGUCUAAUUUCCAUAACUUGUUGACCUUGGAUAACAAGCUACUACAAACAGAUGUGAGUGGACGUGGUGAAUAACAGCACUGUAGGAUGUUCAAUUGGUUAUUAAUGCAUCAGUUGAUUCAACUUGUGAUACUGUCUUGUCUUUUCCACCUAACAGGAUGAAGAGGAGGCAGGUCUUCUGGAGCUGCUCAAGUCUCAGAUCUGUGACAACGCUGCUCUGUACGCCCAGAAGUACGAUGAAGAGUUCCAGCCUUACCUGCCUCGGUUUGUCACCGCUAUCUGGAACCUGCUGGUCUCCACUGGCCAGGAGGUCAAGUAUGACCUGGUGAGACUGCUGAUAAUACAUUAAUGUAGCUUAUCAAUAGAUCAUGUUGACCACCUGCUAAUACGUUUGCUCCUUUUUUGUUUGCGACAUAGCUUGUGAGCAAUGCUAUUCAGUUCCUGGCAUCUGUGUGUGAAAGGCCCCACUACAAGCAUCUGUUUGAGGACCAGAACACACUCACCAGCAUCUGUGAGAAGGUCAUUGUGCCCAACAUGGAGUUCCGAAGUGAGUUGAGACUGAAACAGUAUCUUGGGGAUAAAUGGCUACAUGACUAUAUUGUUUCUGCUCUUGCCAUUGUACGUUAAUGGCAGCGAUUUGAUAAUGGUCUCUGAUACUGAUGCAUAGAUGUCUGUCUCCAGGUGCUGAUGAGGAGGCCUUUGAGGAUAACUCUGAGGAAUAUAUCCGAAGAGAUCUUGAAGGAUCAGGUAAUAAAAAAAUUUACAUUUACAUUUUAGUCAUUUAGCAGACGCUCUUAUCCAGAGCGACUUACAGUUAGUGAGUGCAUACAUGUUAACCCCCCCAUUUUAAAACUCAACAAGAUCAAAAUUGAACUGGAGGAUUGUUGAAGUAUAGGUGUUCAAGGUACACUGAUGUUGACCCCUCGGUUCUGUCUCCUUCCUGCAGACAUAGACACUCGGCGCAGGGCUGCCUGUGACUUGGUGAGAGGCCUUUGUAAGUUCUUUGAGGGCCCGGUCACAGCCAUCUUUUCUGGCUAUGUCAACUCCAUGCUCGGGGAGUAUGCCAAGAACCCAGGGGUGAACUGGAAGCACAAAGACGCUGCCAUCUACCUGGUCACAUCUCUGGCCUCUAAAGCCCAGACAGCGAAGGUAUGGUUUCAGGUCAUUAUGCCUAUCGUGUUUGGGUGUGUUUGUGUAACAUCUGAUGGGUUAUAAAUAUUAUUGCAGGAGAGACAUUGAGCAAAUUACAUUGACUCAUGCAAAAUGUUUCUUUUUCAGUAUGGUAUCACGCAAGCUAACGAGUUGGUGAACCUCACAGAAUUCUUUGUGAACCACAUUCUCACAGACCUCAAAUCCCAAAACGGUAAAUAUAAAGUUAAACCGAGAACCAAACGAUUAAUGAAUUCACCAUCACAGCUGUGGAUUGCUUUAUACAGUUGAAGUCGCAAGUUUACAUUAAAAAUUGUUUUUCAACCACUCCACAAAUGUCUUGUUUACAAACUAUAGUUUUGGCAUGUCGGUUAGGACAUCUACUUUGUGUAUGACACAAGUAAUUUUUCCAACAAUUGUUUACAGACAGAUUAUUUCACUUAUAAUUCACUGUAUCACAAUUCCAGUAGGUCAGAAGUUUAUAUACACAUUAAGUUGACUGUGCCUUUAAACAUCUUGGAAAAUUCCAAAAAAUUAUGUCAUGGCUUUAGAAGCUUCUGAUAGACUAAUUGACAUAAUUUGAGUCAAUUGGAGGUGUACUUGUGGAUGUAUUUCAAGGCCUACCUUCAAACCCAGUGCCUCUUUGCUUGACAUCAUGGGAAAAUCAAAAGAAAUCAGCCAAGACGUCAGAAAAUAAUUUGUAGACCUCCACAAGUCUGGUUCAUCCUUGGGAGCAAUUUCCAAAUGCCUGAAGGUACCACGUUCAUCUGUACAAACAAUAGUACGCAAGUAUAAACACCAUGGGACCACGCAGCCGUCAUACCGCUCAGGAAGGAGACGCGUUCUGUUUCCUAGAGAUGAACGUACUUUGAACAACAGCAAAGGACCUUGUGAAGAUGCUGGAUGAAACAGGUACAAAAGUAUCUAUAUCCACAGUAAAACGAGUCCUAUAUCGACAACCUGAUAGGCCGCUCAGCAAGGAAGAAGCCACUGCUCCAAAACCGCCAUAAAAAAGCCAGACUACGGUUUGCAACUGCACAUGGGGACAAAGAUUGUACUUUUUGGAGAAAUGUCCUCUGGUCUGAUGAAACAAAAAUAGAACUGUUAGGCCAUAAUGACCAUCGUUAUGUUUGGAGGAAAAAGGGGGCAGCUUGCAAGCCGAAGAACACCAUCCCAACCGUGAAGCACGGGGGUGGCAGCAUCAUGCUGUGGGGGUUCUUUGCUGCAGGAGGGACUGGCAUCAUGAGGAAGGAAAUGUAUGUGGAUAUAUUGAAGCAACAUCUCAAGACAUCAGUCAGGAAGUUAAAGCUUGGUCGCAAAUGGGUCUUCCAAAUGGACAAUGACCCCAAGCAUACUUCCAAAGUUGUGGCAAAAUGGCUUAAGGACAACAAAUUCAAGGUAUUGGAGUGGCCAUCACAAAGCCCUGACCUCAAUCCUAUAGAAAAUUUGUGGGCAGAACUGAAAAAGCAUGUGCGAGCAAGGAGGCCUACAAACCUGACUCAGUUCCACCAGCUCUGUCAGGAGGAAUGGGCCAUAAUUCCCCCAACUUAUUGUGGGAAGCUUGUGGAAGGCUACCCAAAACAUUUGACCCAAGUUAAACAAUUUAAUGGCAAUGCUACCAAAAUACUAAUUGAGUGUAUGUAAACUUCUGACCCACUGGGAAUGUGAUGAAAGAAAUACAAGCAGAAAUAAAUCAUUCUCUCUACUAUUAUUCUGACAUUUCACAUUCUUAAAAUAAAGUGGUGAUCCUAACUGACCUAAGACAGGGAAUUUUUACUAGGAUUAAAUGUCAGGAAUUGUGAAAAACUGAGUUUAAAUGUAUUUGGCGAAGGUGUAUGUAAACUUCCGACUUCAACUGUAGCUACACUUUUAUAAAAACAUGUUUACUCUCUUCUAUUCUAGUCAAUGAGUUCCCAGUGUUGAAGGCUGAUGCCAUCAAAUAUGUCAUGAUCUUCAGGAGUCAGGUAUGAUUUUGUAUUCUCUACCCUCUGAAACUUCACUGUCACGAGUUCAGCCCAUUUACUAAGGGUUAAAAUCAAUGCUUGCAGGGGCCUGUGAAUAAGCAGUCCUCCUCUGUCCCCUCUUGUCUUCCAGCUGCCCAAAGAGCUGCUGCUGCAGGCUGUCCCUCUGCUGGUGGCCCACCUGCAGGCAGAGAGCACAGUAGAGCACACCUACGCUGCCCACGCACUGGAGAGACUAUUCACCAUGAGGGGCCCCAACAACUCCACUCUGUGAGUAGUAAGCCAGCUACACUUAGAACUAAAUGUAGACUUCAUCUUUUUCAACACCACUCUACACAAAUAUAAUCAACUAUACAUCUCAUCCAUUUUAGUUUGUCUGUUAAUAAAACUUUGGUCAUUACCAAUAACCUUAGUUUGUAACUUUUGGUGCCUCAUAUCAGUAGUGAUUAAUCAUCUGUCAUCAUGUGUUUCAGUAUCACUCCUGCAGAGAUGGUCCCCUUCACAGAACAGCUGCUACACAACCUGUUCAAGGCCCUGGCUCUGCCUGGCUCCUCAGAGAACGAAUAUAUCAUGAAAGGUACUGGGGUUUGAGGGUAAAAUGCUCUGCUAAUAACUUCUAUGGCUUUCAUUAUAUUUUUAGCUAUCCGUCCUUUUGCUUAAUGUCGUCACGGAGGACCUAAUGUCACCUUCCUUUUAAGGUUGUGGACAUUAUUUUUCAGUGUGUACUGAUCCUUGUCUUCUACCCUGACAUCUCCUUCAUUCUCUUCCAGCCAUCAUGCGCAGCUUCUCCCUCCUGCAGGAGGCCAUUGUUCCUUACAUCCCCACUCUGAUUGGCCAGCUCACUCACAAGCUCCUGCUGGUCAGCAAGGUAGGUUACACACUCAUAUCUUGUCUGCGUUGCUGUGGAUGCAUGUACACAUGAGCUGACUUGCAUUGUGUCUAAAGGCGUACGAAUAUAUAGGUUCGGUUUGCUCCUAGCAGAACUCUGCUAGGCGAAGUGAACGUCUGUGCUCGCAUACUCCCUUAUAAUACCUUCACUUGAAAAACGAAAAAAGAGGCAAUAUUACGGUUUGAACCUCUUGACGCUGUAGCUAGUACACUUCCUAAAACUCAUCUGAAUUUAUCUAGGAUAACUCAAGAAAUCUGUUAUUUUUAUGCUUUUGUCGAGGAGGUCUUAGUCACCGACAAAGGGGCGUAGACUUCGACUACCGAACUUCAGCUUGCCUCAAGGAAAAAUGGUGUGCUCUUUGCCGAACACCAAAACCUCACAAUUUCGUCAUGUGCAAACUGUUUAGACUGGGAAGCAUACGGUAAGCUUAAAGCCAGACUCGGUCAGUCCCAAAUAAAAUCACAUUUUUUUCUGGUUUAAUAUACUGAACAAAAAUAUAAACUCAACAAUUUUACUGAGUUACAGUUCAUAUAAGGAAAUCGGUCUAUUUAAAUAAAUACAUUGGGCCCUAAUCUAUGGAUUUCACAUGACUGGGCAGGGGCGCAGCCAAUCAGAAUUCGUUUUUACCCCCACAAAAGGGCUUUAUUAAAGACCGAAAUACACCCGUUUCAUCAGCUGUCCAGGUGGCUGGUCUCAGACGAUCCCGCAGGUGAAGAAGCCAGAUGCGGAGGUCCUGGGCUGGUGUGGUUACACGUGGUCUGCAGUUGUGAGGCCGGUUGGACGUACUGCCAAAUUCUCUAAAACAACGUUAUGGUAACAUUUAAUUAUCUGGCAACAGCUCUGGUGGACAUUCUUGCUGUGAACAUGCCAAUUGCACGCUCCCUCAACUUGAGACAACUGCACAUUUUAGAGUGGCCAUUUAUUGUCCCCAGCACAAGGUGCACCGGUUUAAUUAUCAUGCUGUUUAAUCAGCUUCUUGAUAUGCCACACCUGUCAGGUGGAUGGAUUAUCUUGGCAAAGGAGAAAUGUUCACUAACAGGGAUGUAAACAAAUUAGUGCACACAUUUUGAGAGAAAUAAGCUUUUUGUGCGUAUGGAAAAAUUCUGGGAUCUUUUAUUUCAGCUCAUGAAACAUGGGACCAACACUUUACAUGUUGCGCUUAUAUUUUUGUUCAGUGUAUAUAUCUUAAUCUAUAGAUGAAAGAUUCAUUUGUCAUUUGGGUUACUUCAAAGCUCUGCUACUGGUAAGUUAAGCUAGCUAAUUUAGCUGGCUAGCAAACCGAUAGAUCCACACACGCAUUGCUUGAAAAUGUGUAUAGCCUACAGACAUAAACGUUCAUGCACUUGCAAACUUUGCUGGAGUUGCUAGCUGGCUAAUUGUUUUCCUCUUGGAUGUUGUUUACUAUUGCAACCUUUUGAUGACACAUUUAUUUUAUAAUUCAACCCUGCUAUAAUUUCUGAGGGUAGACUUUUCCAGGCAAGUGUUUGCACUGCAAGAAAUCAAGCAGAUAAUGGCACUACGAUAACUGCACUACCAUUGCACCGCAGUAGGCGGCCUAUAUUGUUGAACUUGUCUAUGUAAAUUUGAAUUACGUUUUACUGCUGUAAGUUCGUAGUUGACUCCACUUGUAAAUUGUAAUUUGUAUUAUAUAGUUACUGUAUUAUACAAUUUACAAGUGAAGUCAGCUAUGAAUGUUACUGAGUAGAGUGUUACUUUGUUUUGUUUUGUUUUACCCCAUAUGUAACUCUGUUGUUUUUAUCGCACUGCUUUGCUUUAUCUUGGCCAGGUCGCAGUUGUAAAUGAGAACUUGUUCUCAACUGGUUUACCUGGUUAAAUAAAGGUGAAAUAAAAAAUAAAUAAAAAAAGAGUAGCUUACAUGCUUGUUGUAGGCUACAAGCAAAUCAGAACUCCAGCUGUCUGAUACUGACUGAUUGAAGGGUGGCUGGCCCAGCGGCCGCUUUGAGUACUUCAAGAUGGAGCACGUUAUGACGUCUUGCCUGGGUUUGUUUUGUCGCACCGACAGUUUAACAUUUCAUUAACACAAAUUACCUAAAUGAGACUUAGUCUGGCUUUAAGGGGCCGCUGUAUUUACUAGUGAUGGGGGGGAUCGAUAGUUGCAUAUCGGGAUAUUCUUUUUUGACAUGAUUGCAAUAUAAUUUUUGCACUACUUGGCUGUACCUGUGCACCAAAACCAGUAUUUUUCCUUCAUAGCUUGUUCUCCAGCUUUUUAAAUAGGGAGCCAAUUAGUUUUUAGCACUUUUAUUUCCAUGACUGAUCAGAACUAGUUUUCUCAUGGGUCUCUCUUGUCCCUCUGCAGAGCAGAAAUAUGGUGAGCAAUAUGUUUGGAACAUUGAAUCGCAAUAAAAUCGCAGUAUCGAAUUGCAAUACAUAUUGUGUCGGCACCUAAGUACUGUGAUAUCGUAUUGUGAGGUCCCUGGCAAUUCCCAGCCCUAGUAUUUACCUGUGUCAUGUUUCUUCCAGAACCCCAGCAAGCCUCACUUUAACCACUACCUGUUUGAGUCCCUGUGCCUGUCCAUCCGGAUCACCUGCAAGGCCAACCCUACCACCGUGGGCAGCUUCGAGGAGGCCCUCUUCCCAGUCUUCACUGAGAUCCUACAGAAUGAUGUACAGGGUAUGUGGCUGUACCCUAGAAGGCAGCAGGUUACAGAAGUCCAUGUUAAGCAUAAGAUACCCAUCUGACUAGAACAGGCCUAGGAAACUGAGUAGAAGGUGAAUGAAGGGGUUGAAUAGCCAUCCUCUGAAUCGCAUGGAUGCAAUGUUGACAAGCUUGAAUGUUGGCAAACUACACAUUGCCCUUCUUACGUCAACUGUCGCUCUUCCUGUUGCAGAGUUUGUGCCGUACGUGUUCCAGGUGAUGUCCCUGCUUCUGGAGAUCCACACCUGCUCCAUCCCCAACUCCUACAUGACCCUUUUCCCCCACCUGCUGCAGCCCGUGCUGUGGGAACGCACUGGCAACAUUCCCCCUCUGGUGCGCCUGCUUCAGGCCUAUCUGGAGAAGGGAGGCGCCACCAUAGCCAGCUCUGCUGCUGACAAAAUAGUGAGUUACAGCUGGGGGUAUGUUGAUGGUAAGAUGACUCUUGCUGUAAUAAGCGGACUCUUACUGAACUUUUCUGUAACCUACCAGUCUUAAUUUAACUGUUGAUUGGUGAAAUUAGUUAGUUGUGAUAAUCUGACGUUAAAGAGCUCUCCCUGUACAGCCUGGCCUGCUAGGAGUCUUCCAGAAGCUCAUAGCCUCCAAGGCCAAUGACCACCAAGGUUUCUACCUGAUGAACAGCAUCAUAGAGCACAUGCCCACGUGAGUCAACCACCGCCACCUGUCUGUCUGCUAACGGUGGACUUUGUAUGUAAUUGACAUGGGGGCUGUAUCAUGAGUUUAUUUGUUCACUCACGCUCUCUCAGGGAGUCCAUUGUUCAGUACCGGAAACAGAUCUUCAUCCUGCUCUUCCAGAGACUGCAGAGCUCCAAAACCACCAAGUUCAUCAAGAGUGAGUAUAGCUUAACAUUUUUUGGGCAUGUUUAUUUAAAGUACAAUUGAAACUGCACCCACAUCCUCUUUGUCAUGCUAGCACAACAGGAGUGUGUAGGGUUAUAUUAGCCUAGUUUUAGAAUGAGCUCUGUGUGGCUCUGAUCUCUCAGUGCUGCACGUUUUCACAGGCCCUCCUAUUUUCCACAGGUUUCAUGGUGUUUAUCAAUCUGUAUGGUGUCAAGUACGGAGCCAUUGCUCUGCAGGAGAUUUUUGACAGCAUACAGCCAAAGUAAGUAUCCCUUGUCAGAUUAAAUUAAACUGACCUUUGAUGUGUUUGAUUCUGUCGAGGUCCGUUAGUGUAGCCUUGGAGCUGAGUGUGCAGAUGACUCAUUUGCAUUAAUCUGCUCACUGCAGACAAGCCAGUCAGUUGUCCCUUUUGGCUUUUAAAGGCCAACCAUGUCCUCUUACUGCAUUACACACACUUUCAGAUACAUGCAUGUUAGGAUGAGCCUGGAAGUUGUAUCAUAUUCCAUAUUAUAGUCCUUACUGAAUCUGAUGAUAAAAGAUAAGAACCAUGUGGAAAGGUAUUCUCAGUGCUGGGUCUUCUCUCUCUUGUAGGAUGUUUGGCAUGGUGCUGGAGAAGAUAGUCAUUCCAGAGGUGCAGAAAGUGUCUGGACCAGUGGAGAAGAAGAUCUGUGCUGUGGGCAUCACCAAGAUCCUCACUGAGUGCCCUGUCAUGAUGGACACUGAGUACACCAAACUCUGGUGAGAAACUGUCCUGGAGUAUUAUUACACUUUGCAGUGUUUUUACCAAAUGAAUGGCCUGCUAAAUUGUUUGUUAUUCUUUAGGACCCCCCUGCUCCAGGCCUUGAUUGGUCUGUUUGAGCUACCAGAGGAUGACAGCAUCCCUGACGACGAGCACUUCAUUGACAUAGAGGACACGCCCGGUUACCAGACUGCUUUCUCCCAGCUGGCCUUUGCUGGGAAGAAGGAGCAUGACCCAAUCAGAGAGGUGGUCAGCAACCCCAAGAUCCUGCUAGCUCAGUCUCUCCACAAGCUCUCUACUGCAUGUCCUGGACGGGUAAGUUGAUAUAUUGAAAUGCACUAAUACUAGGCUAUAUUAGAGGCAGUGGGCCUCUUGACUAAAUCACUGCUUAUAACAGGAACAACUAUACAGCAAGGCUCCAAGAGAUAGCUAACGCUAGCUAGCAAGGUAUUUAUAUUCACGUCCAUCUUGUUCCAAUCUUCUACUCGCUUCAUAUGAUUGUCGGUCAGUUUAAGCAAAACAACAUGGCAUAAAAGUUAAGCACCAACUCUGUGUCUUUGGUUAGUGUCUGCUCUGAGAUUGGAUGGUUGGCGGUUCGGUACCCGGUCGAGUCCUACCAAAGACUCUAAAAAUGGGACCCAAUGCCUCUGUUUGACACUCAGAAUUAAGGAGUUGGAUAGGGGGUAAGGCCUUGUGACCGACUAGUGUUCUUUCAAAUGGUUGUACUUGCCCAACAAACUGCCUCACACUACAGACACAGGAGAUGGGCUCCUGUCCUAUGGUCCAUUCUGUCUCGGACAAAGCUUACUUAUAAAAGUGAAGCCCCAGCCGACUGAGAGCAAGCCACCAAGCAUAGCAUUGAAGGCGCUCUAGCGCAGCGUAGAUGGUGUGCGGCCCCAGAAAAAGCAGAGCAGGGAGAAGUGUACAACAUUUUGGCUCCUAGAUUGCCAAUGCCUCCCUGAAUAAUUUUUCUUUGACUACUAUAGAUGCUUUCAGUAGUAGACGGCAACUGAGUGAAUCUCUCCUGUUCUCCUCCCAUGGCAGGUCCCCUCUAUGCUGAGCGCCAGCCUGAAUGCUGAGGCCCUCCAGUACCUGCAGGGCUACCUCCAGGCUGCCUCUGUACAGCUAGUGUGA